AUGCUGAAGGAACCUAGCUCGCUCCGCCCUUCGACAGGAAGCAGCGCUUGUUCGCAACCCCCGGGUCCUGAAUGGAAUGACCGGGAGCGCAGGUGUCUGACAGACCUAGGUCUACGGGCGUGCAUGACUGCGAGGAGUCGCCAUACAAAGGCGGCGAUCGCAGAGUUCAAUGAUGCUCUACGUGGUGUUGUGGAAGUCAUGGUCGAUUCCAAAUCGGGCAAUGCGAAGGAUAUUGUUCAGGGGGCCACGGAGCUCACAGACGAGUUCGGAGAAAGGCUCUGGCUUUCACCAGCACUUCAAGACAGGCCAUGGCUUUUCGAAGCUGCGCCAGUCUUCUCCAUGAACUAUGAGCGUAUCAAAGGGCUGCUUGCCAAGCUUCUCCAAGCAAUGCUCGAUGCUCGCCAACACCGCAGUGCGGUUGUAGAAGACUCUGGUGGUCAGCUUUCAGCAGAGACGUACGAGUCUCGACUUGUGAGCGGUCAGAACAAUCCACCGCAGAGGCGGCCCGCAGUGCAUUCAAGGUCGUUGCCAGCAAAGCCAAACGAACAGCAAUCCAACAACAUUGAAAGACAUUGGCCCGUGGACUGGUACGCAAAGCUUGCGCCUGGUAUACUUGUCGCGGAUGCCGAGAGCCUUCCCCCCACCCGUGCGGAGGGCCUUGGCAAACAGAUGCUCCAGAAUCUGGCCUGGCUAGCCAAGUACACCGAUGGGACGUCAUUUGACCUAGCCAAGAAGGCUCUCCUGGCCGAGCUACUACGUCGCCGCAGUGGUCAAGUACCUAAAGACAACACUCGCAUUUCCACAAAACCGACGUUACAGCCUCAGGACGUCAUUCGGGUCAUCGAGCGAGUCGUUCCAGGAUGUGCGAAUCAGUGGAAGUCGUGUACGAGCGACGCUUCUCACAUUGCUGCGUCGGAGAACCCCAGGCGCAAGAGUCAAGAGGAUGUCAGGAAGCAAGGUACCGAGAAGAAGCUAUGCCCGACCACGACGGAGUGGUAUUCGUCUUCCUCUACAGCCAAGGGUGCGGAUGACGGACAGCCGCAAAAGCCGGCUGAGCCGAUAUCUGUUCGCCCAAAAAGGUUGGAGGCAGCCUCAAUCACGAUUAAGAGCCCACGAAUUCCCUCGACCGAAAGUGUGGGCAGAACGAAGCCUGACAUUCCUUCCCAGACCAGCAACGACACAGAUCAGAGUGAACAAGCUGGACCGAAUCGUGGAGUCACAGCCCAGACACCCACUCAGACUGCCCAUGCCAAUGAUGGAAUUGGAUCGAGCCGUGGAGUAACAGCCGAAACACAAAGUCCGGCUACAACUGAAUACUUCCAUGCGCUACCAUUUACCGCCAUCAACGGGACCAAGCCUGAAGCCGCGGCCAAGAUCGACAGUAGUAGACGGACAGUCAACACAGCCAUACUGACCGACCGGACAAAGACAUCGACCUCGUCCGGGACCGACCCGGUCGAUACUACACCCGUCCAGGGACCUGCAAAUGCAUCGACCUUGGCCUCUGGGAAGACAAGACCCGAAAAGCCGGGCGUAGAAGAUUGGCAAGGAUCAUUGAGCUGUCAGAAUAGAGCUUCGCCAAUCCCUGAUGGCAACGCCUCAAGUGACGACUCUGAUUUGAGCUCAAAUGCUUCACCGGUAAGGGACCCAUUGUCCCGAGUAGCCUCCAUUCUAGCGACCACGUUCGAGAAAGGUCCCAGUCCAACCGCAUCUCCUCUCUCGAAAACCCUCUCGAAAGCCGCACUCCAGGACCCAGACUUCAAUGACUUAGAACAAGAACUCGUCGAACUCAGACUAUCCAUCCGUGGAGAUCCUUCACCUCCAAUCGAGAUCGCUUUCCAACACUGUCUGACCAUCGAAGGCAUCCUCGACCAGGUCCUGCAGAGCCCAUUCUGUGACGUCGUUGACCUCGAAGAGCAGUGUCAAGGCCUAUGGCUAAGAUCCUCGAUGCCGCUGGGCACGAAGGAGAUCUUCAUGGGUCCGUCACAGUCUGAGACCUAUGUGGAGUUCCUUCGGCAAGUGAAGGAGGAGUCGAGGAUGGCAGCGGGCGGCCCAGUUGUUGCCGCCGUGGAGAUUGAGUUGUUUUGGUGA
Messenger RNA from Fulvia fulva, 2091 nucleotides. RefSeq lists its product as uncharacterized. The transcript has 4 exons. Bases 1 to 2091 code for a protein of 696 amino acids. NCBI's taxonomy places the organism in Eukaryota, Fungi, Ascomycota, Dothideomycetes, Mycosphaerellales, Mycosphaerellaceae. The record is from RefSeq and is a predicted model, not a curated record.